Babesia ovata is the source of this 1209-nucleotide messenger RNA. RefSeq names its product dihydrolipoyl dehydrogenase. Gene Ontology annotation, cellular component: oxoglutarate dehydrogenase complex; mitochondrion. Bases 1 to 1209 code for a protein of 402 amino acids. Lineage: Eukaryota; Apicomplexa; Aconoidasida; Piroplasmida; Babesiidae. The transcript has 2 exons. Gene Ontology annotation, molecular function: dihydrolipoyl dehydrogenase (NADH) activity; flavin adenine dinucleotide binding. The record is from RefSeq and is a predicted model, not a curated record.
AUGCAGGUCGCACGUACGGGGCUCACUGGCGUAAAAUUGUCCGGAGUCGCCAUAAACCAUGAAGAAAUAAUGUCUUCAAAGGCGAAGAUUUUCAAGACGCUGGACGCGGGCAUCAAGGGGCUCUUCAAGAAGAACGGAGUUGAGUUUAUCAGUGGACACGGAACGCUCGUUGCUCCGAAUGAAAUACAAAUUGAUGGAGGCGAGAAAGUAACAGCCAAACACAUCAUCAUCGCCACCGGAUCGGAAGUGACCACCUUUCCCGGAGACACGCUUAAAAUCGAUGGGAAACGUAUUAUCAGCUCUGAUGAGGCGCUGAUGCUGAACGAAGUGCCGAAGACAAUGGUGGUCAUUGGAGGCGGUGCCAUAGGCCUGGAGCUGGCGUCAGUCUGGAGUAGGCUCGGAGCCAAAGUUACAAUCGUGGAGUAUGGGAGCGCACUUUGUCAAGCUAUGGACCAAGAUGUUUCAGCAGCCAUUAAAAAACUCAUCGAAAAGCAGGGUAUUGAAAUCUCUGUCAGCACCAAAGUGCUGGGAGGAGAGGCCAAGGACGACUGUGCUAUAGUAACCGCCGAAAAGAAUGGACAGAAGGUUGAGUUCAAGGGAGAUGUCGUCCUCCUAGCCAUGGGAAGGAGACCAUUCACAAGCAACCUUGGGCUGGAGAAUUUGGGCAUUAAAACCGAGAGGGGUUGUAUAGUGGUCGACGAUAAGCUCAGAAUCCCAAACCACCCAAACAUCAGCGCUAUCGGAGACGUCAUUCCUGGACCGAUGCUCGCUCACAAGGCGGAAGAGGACGGAUCGGUCGCCCUCGGGAAUAUUCUAGGGAAAGACCUAGGACACAUAAACUGGAAUCACGUCCCUAUGGUGAUAUACACUCAUCCAGAGGUUGCAGGAGUGGGAAGCACUGAGCAAACCCUCAAGGCUGCUGGGUUGACCUACAAAAAGGCGACCUUCCCGUUCGCCGCCAAUUCCAGGGCUAGAGUUGCCGGCGAAACUGACGGCUUCGUGAAAAUAUUGGCCGACAAUGAUAACAAGAUACUAGGAGGUUGGAUUGUAGGGCCGCAUGCCAGCGAACUGAUAGGUCAAAUCACCCUAAUGAUGGCCUGCGGACUCACCACUGUGGAUGUUUCGAAGGUCUGCUUUGCGCACCCAACGAUUUCGGAGGCGCUCAAGGAGGCAUGCAUGGCGAUACAUCACAAAGCUACGCAUUUUUAA